GAGGGUGAAUUCUGAAGAGAUGGAUCGGUAUCUGCUGCUGGUGGUCUGGGGGGAAGGAAAGUUCCCGUCGGCGUUCAGUGGGGAGGCGGAGCGUGAACUAGAGGCGUCGUCGGUUGUGGGUACCGAGAAGCAGCUGGACUUCACAGCAGCAAAUGUUUAUCACCUCCUGAAAAGAAGCAUUAGUGCUUCAGUUAAUCCAGAUGAUAGUACUUUCCCUGCCUGUUCAGUGGGUGGUAUUCCUGGUUCCAAGAAGUGGUUCUUUGCAGUGCAGGCAAUCUGUGGAUUUUACCAGUUUUGUAGUUCUGAUUGGCAAGAGAUACAUUUUGAUGCAGAAAAAGAUAAGAUUGAAGAUGUUCUUCAAACAAAUAUUGAAGAAUGUUUGAGUGCCGUUGAGUGUUGUGAAGAAGAAGAUAGUAAUAGCAGGGAAUCCUUAUCCUUGGCUGAUCUAUAUGAAGAAUGUGCUGAAAAUUUGCAUCAGUUAUCAGACAAGCUUCCUGCUCCUGGGAGAGCACUGAUAGACAUAAUACUAUUGCCCUCUGAUAAAGAUCCUCCUCAGUUGAAAGACUGUUUGCCUGCUGUAGGAGCAUUAAAACAUUUGAGGGAAUGGCAUUCAGCAAAAAUUACUGUAGUGGCACAUCACUGUGAAAUAAAUUGUCAGAAGAUUGUAGAAUACCUUUCUGCUAAUGUUGUAUCCUUAGAAGAGCUCAGAAAUGCUAUUGACACAAAGGAAUUAUGGAGGGGAAAGAUUCAGAUAUGGGAAAGAAAGUUUGGAUUUGAAAUUAGUUUUCCUGAGUUUUGUUUAAAGGGAGUAACACCCAUGAAUUUUAAUACAUCUAAUUUAAAUACUUGCUCUCUUGAUAAAAAGACAAUACCAUUGAAGGAUAAGAAUAUUUUGCCAAAGGUUUUCCAUUACUAUGGCCCUGCUUUGGAAUUUGUUCAGAUGGUACAGUUAUCGGAUCUGCCCUCCUGCUAUGUGUCAGACAUUGAAUUUGAAUUAGCAUUGACAGGAAAUAACACCAAGCAGAAUUCCAUGUUGCUGUUGGAGCAGAUUUCUUCUCUGUGUGGCAAGGUUGGUGCUCUUUUUGUGUUGCCAUGCACAGUUAGUAACAUACUUAUUCCACCUCCCAACCAACUCAGUUCAAGAAAAUGGAAAGAAUAUAUUGCUAAAAAGCCUAAGACAAUCAGUGUUCCAGAUGUUGAAGUAAAAGGAGAGUAUUCUAGCUAUUAUCUCUUGGUACAAGGUAAUGGCAGUAGAAAAUGUAAAGCCACAAUGCUUCACUCAGCCAACCAGAUAAAUGGCUUCUUUGCCCUCAGUUUAAUCCAUGGAAAGAUGAAAACAAAGACAGAAGAAGCCAAAUUGAGCUUUCCUUUUGACUUAUUAUCGCUUCCACAUUUUUCUGGGGAACAGGUUGUACAGAGAGAGAAACAGUUAGCUAAUGUGCAAGUUUUGGCUUUGAAAGAAUGCCUGAAAAGGAGAAAGUUGGCAAAGCAGCCUGAAGCAGUUUCUGCUGAUGAACUCAAAAGUCUAUUAGUACUCACGAGGGAACGCUUUUUACAUCAUUUUGAUGCUCUUAUUCCUAAAACAGUCCUAAGGCAGACUGACAAAAUUAAAACCUCCAAUAUGUUAAAUGCUGCCUGUCCAGUAGAACCUGAUUCUUCAAGUCUAAUGGAAGCCAAUUGUCUGGAAUGGCCAGAAAGGCAUGUUCUUCACAAUUUAGAAACUUUUGAAAAAGCUAAGCAAAAAAUGAGAACUGGUUCAUUACCUCGUUCAUCUGAACAGUUGCUGGGCCACAAGGAGGGUUUGCGGGAUUCAGUCACAUCAUUGGAUGCUAAAGAAUUGCUGAAAUACUUCACUUCAGAUGGAUUGCCAGUGGGAGAUCUUCAGCCUUUACAGAUUCAAAAGGGGGAGAAGAGUUUUGUUUUGACACCAGAACUUAGUCCUCGGAAACUUCAGGGCUUACCUUUUGAAAAAGCCUCAGUGUGUCAUUAUCAUGGAAUUGAAUAUUGUUUAGAUGACCGAAAAUCUUUAGAAAGAGAUGGGGGAUUUUCUGAACUUCAGUCUCGUCUUAUUCGUUAUGAAACUCAAACUACCUGCACCAGAGAAAGCUUUCCAGUCCCUACAGUGCUGAGCCCUCUUCCGUCUCCUGCAGUUCUGUCAGAGCCUGGGAGUGUUCCUGAUGGAGAAGCUUUGCAAAGUGAACUACGAACUGAAGUACCUCGGGUGAAACGGAGAUCUCAAGAUCUGAAUUGCCUUUAUCCCCCAAAAAGACUUGUGAAGUCUGGAAGUUCAGAUUCUCUUCUUUCUCAAAUGAGUGGCAAUAGUAAUCAUCACCAUCAUGUGAUGACAUCCAGAAAGCCACAGGCAAAGCAGUCAUCAAUGACUUGUCCGUUGGUUCCAGUUCCCACCUGUGAAACUCCAGAAGUCACUACAAAGGCCAGUUCUGGUCAAAAAAGUGUGUAUGCAUUGAAGACAUCAAAGCAAACUAAGGAAUCAAGAUCACAGAAACAUACACGGAUACUGAAAGAAGUAGUGACUGAAACCCUAAAGAAACACCGGAUCACCGAGGCCCACGAGUGCUUCUCUGCAUGCAGCCAGCGACUCUUUGAAAUCUCCAAGGUCUACCUAAAGGAUCUUAAAACUUCAAGGGGUCUAUUUCAAGAAAUGAAGAAGACAGCAAGCAACAAUGCUGUACAGGUGAUUGAAUGGGUAUUAGAAAAGACAAGCAAGAAAUGAUACAGAAUCAUUCUGGUUAGGACAAUUCAAGUUGAAUGGAGCUGUUAUUUACCACUUCAUUCUUUUUUCUGAAAAUUUAUAAACAAAUUUUAAAACAAAUUUCAAACUUUAUUCAAAGAGCAGAUGUUACAUUUCUAAAGAAUUUCAUAAGUAGCCUAUAUUUAUAUAGUUUGGGUAAUGCUCAGUUAAUUAUCUUUAAUUAUGUACUUAUUUUAUGCAGUUUCACUCUGUUUUAAGUUUUAAAGUUAUUUUUAUAUGUUUUUAA
Molecule: messenger RNA, 2999 nt
Organism: Sciurus carolinensis (gray squirrel)
Lineage: Eukaryota; Metazoa; Chordata; Mammalia; Rodentia; Sciuridae
Gene: Mtbp
Product: MDM2 binding protein
Exons: 22
Coding region: 20-2734 (904 amino acids)
Biological process (GO): protein localization to kinetochore; traversing start control point of mitotic cell cycle; regulation of protein ubiquitination
Cellular component (GO): kinetochore
Source: RefSeq, a predicted model, not a curated record